GAAGGUCGUGGAGGAGCGGGCGGCGAGGGCUCCGGACGUGGACUCGCUGGGCUUCCAGGCCAUGGACCGCAACGUGCCGGGGCUGUCCCACGUCAUCCUAAAGAAGCUCAACAUGGAGAGCUACGAGGACUACAAGUCUGCCAUGGAUGGGAGGAAGAGUGGCAAUGAUUUCGGCAUCCGGACCUACUUUGACAUGUUCCAGAAGAUGGAGGACACCUUCAAGUUUUGUGCUGAAUGCAAGAAGCUCCCUGAUGCCCUCCCUGACCCCAAAAGCCUCCGACGUUGCAAGAGGUGCCAAAACGUGUACUACUGUGGCGUGGCAUGCCAGCGUGCCAACUGGCCGCUGCACAAGAAGUUCUGCAAGAAGCUGAAGCUGGUGGCCCUGGAUCGGUUGGUGGAGUGGCUCGUCUUCACAGGAGACAUCCCCUUCCCCACGGAGACCUGGACAAAACCUGCCCGGGAUGUGAAGGGCUGGGAGGACUGGUUCUCCAUGCAGGAGCAGCUGGAGGAGAAGCUGGGUGCCAUCGUGGCCGGGCGGUACAUGACCCUGCUCUGGGCUAACGCUGGGAAGCCCCGGCCGGAGGACGGGGAGCUGCGCCAGUCCAUCCGGCGCCUGGUCACCGACUUCCACUCACGGCCGCUCACCAUCGGCCUGGGGCUGCGGCUUUUCGGCAUCGACCCCCUUGCCAAGCCCCUCACCGUGCACGUGGUGGGGGCCUCCCACGUGGAGACCCUCAAUACCCGGCCGACGGACUACGACGAGCUGACACGGAUGUUUCCGGGGCACCAGGGCGUGGAGAUGGUGAUGGUGGGUGUGGACGUGGUGGACGGACCCAUCAUGAGGCCACCCCUGGCCACGCCAGCGCCCCGGGGAAGGGUCUAUCUCAGCAGCUACAAGGGGCUCUACCACGACUUCUGGGAAAGCCACGUGGAGACCAAGCUGGCUGCCCGUCCUGACCUGGUGGUGGGAUUUCACCCAGGUUUCCAUGCCUGCCCAGACCUGCUGGCGGGGUGGCUGCCCACCCUGCUGCUGCUGCGGGACUAUGGCCUGCCCGUGCUCUUCACUGUGUACAGCGAGCAGGAGCUGAAGGCCUCCCUGCAGAUCCUCGUGGAGCUCGAGACACACAUCGUGGGCUACGCCAGCAACCCCUUUGCCUCCCUGCGGCCCGAGCAGGUCUACUCCAGCCCCAACAAGGCGCCCGUCUACUGCAGCUCCCACUACAUUGCCCUGCUGGGAGCAGAGGCGUCUGCUGUGCCAGGGGCCGAGGGGCUGGAGGAUGAUGAUGAUGGCUGGCAGGGAGGGGAGCCCAGUGCUGCUGCUGUGGGUGGGGGCACCACCCCAGUGCUGGGCUGA
Molecule: messenger RNA, 1354 nt
Organism: Manacus vitellinus (golden-collared manakin)
Lineage: Eukaryota; Metazoa; Chordata; Aves; Passeriformes; Pipridae
Gene: MSS51
Product: MSS51 mitochondrial translational activator
Exons: 6
Coding region: 62-1354 (430 amino acids)
Source: RefSeq, a predicted model, not a curated record